Messenger RNA from Musca domestica (house fly), 8763 nucleotides. It is a transcript of the gene CdGAPr, whose product is annotated as GTPase-activating protein CdGAPr. Bases 1544 to 8020 code for a protein of 2158 amino acids. The transcript is spliced from 10 exons. NCBI's taxonomy places the organism in Eukaryota, Metazoa, Arthropoda, Insecta, Diptera, Muscidae. Gene Ontology annotation, molecular function: GTPase activator activity; protein binding. Gene Ontology annotation, biological process: small GTPase-mediated signal transduction. The record is from RefSeq and is a predicted model, not a curated record.
CUGGCAUUACAACAAACAAUACAAUCAUCAAAUCUGAGAAGACUCUUUCGCGAACGCACGUGAACGGAUAAAUGCGUGUCGUCGUUAAUUGAAUACAGUUCGAAGUCGGUGUAGCGGGCGCGGGCUGCAAAUUUUUCUGCAAGCAGAGAGUGAAAAACCAAGACAGCAAAAUACACCAACAAAAAAGAGAAGAAUAACAACAAUAAUUUUUGCAAAAAAUUAGUGUAGAAUUGUUUUGAAAUCAAAAACUUCAUAUAUUUGGAAGGAAAUAAAUAAAACACAGCGAGAAACUAGUGUUAUACCUAUUUUGUUUUGCGAAAAACAAGUUAGUGAAAAAUUUGGUGUGCGUCGAGAAGAAAAAAUAAAAGUAAGAAAGAUAGGUUGCUCCAAAUUUAAUAAUAAAAAAAGAAACAACGACAAAAGCCCAAAGGGAGUUUGUGAAAGCAGUGGAAAGUGAAAAAUAUGGUGAAAAGUACAUGAGAUAUAGAAUUAUUUUUCCAAGCAAUAGCUGAGAAAAGUGCCGAAUUGGUUUUUGUUUUUUUCAUUUACUAAAAUAAAGUGAGAAAUGUUGGAAAAAAGUAAUAACAGUGCAUAAAAUUGUUAUUUUAUUUACAUUAACAACAAAAUUUAUUUAUGUGGGCCUGCCUGCCCCUCCUUGCGCUGAAUCUUUUGUGGGGGCUGCAUAGUACAUAAACAAACCAACAAACAAACAACAUAAAAUUGCGCCGACGGCGACGACUGUGACUGCAGCAGAGCACGGCGACAGUAGCAGCCGCAAAGCAGCAGCAAAUAUCAACUGAAGUAUAUAUGUGUUUGUGGCAUUUAAUGUGGGGUUUUACGCAGCGUGCCUCUCUGUGUGUGUUUUUUACUUUUGUCUCUGAGUGAGAGAAAUGAAAUGUGUAUAGUGCCCCAACAUCUGUCAAGAUCUUGUUUGGGCAAAAUAAGAAAAUCACAACAACGAAAUCUUAUUAAUAGACAAGAAUGUGUCAAAACCUGAAGUUAAUAUCAUAAAUCAUUUUUUAUGUUGGAGAGGAGGAUUAAUUUACAAAUUCAAUCGCAUUACAACGACAACAACAGCAACAAAGAAUACAAGAGGUAUGUUUCCCCUCCAUUCUCUUUAUGUGAAAUGUUUGUAAAUACAUAAGUGACGAACAAAAUUUAUCCGGUUUCAAAACGAACGCACCUCCAUACAAUCGAUUAAAUCACCUAAGGAAUUUCGUUCUCUUACCAUCAUGUAUGUGAGACGUCUUUGCCGGAGGAGGACCACAGCAAUAUAGAUAUUAAAAUGCAUCACUAGCCCUAGCUAAGACUUUCAAACUCCGGACUUUAUUUUGGACCAGACGGACUUACCACGACCGACAUUACUUAUAAAAAACAUAAACCAAAAAGCGCAUCGUAAGAGAAUUGCAGCCACAAAAAAUCUUCUAUGAUUUUUUCAAAGCAGUAAACCAAACUCUCGCUCUCUCUCUCUCUCAUUCCUAAAAUAAAAUCUCACUACACUUUAAGUCUGCCAGCCAAAAAAACAGGAAAUCUCUACUCAACCAUGGCCGACAAAUUACGCUCUUCAAACAUGUCCUCGUCCAUGGGCGCUGCUGGCGGUGGUUUGUCCACCUUAAUUGGUAACCCCACAUUAAUCUCGAGCACUCUGAGCACAAAUCAUCAGCUGACACCCACAGUGGAUUUAAUGACGGCCUCGGUACGUGAAUCCUCGUCGCCAACGGCUCUAAAUUCGAGCAACAACAACAGUGACAUGGAAUCCUCCAGUGAAUUUGCUCCAGGCACAAUAACGGCUCAAUUAAAUUUCCAAUUGCUGCCAACGACAUUGGAUGGCAGCAGUGGUGCAGGUGGUGGUGGUGGCGGUGCAACGGCCAUCUUUGAUUAUAAUUCAAUUAUGAACUCAUCACAAAUAUCUGCCAUGUCACAUGAUUCUCUGCAACAGCAGCAACAACAACAGUCAUCACAACAAAUUUCAAAUGCAGCCGCUGGGAAUACAACAACAAGUGCCAAUAACAGCAUGGCUUUGGUCAAGGCUGGAGCUGGCAAACCGGUAGUGGCUCAAAGUGUUGCCGGGAAAACAUGUCGUUUCCCCAAACUCGAAGAUUGUGCCCAUUUUCAUUACGAACGUGUACAAUUGGGUCCACUCUCUGUGCGCCUGGUCGAUGACAAAUCGGAAUUAUUAAACAGCAGCAUAGCAUCACAAUCCAUUGGCGGUGAUAUAGCCGGCAGCACAUGUUCCACCUCACAGGGUCCCUCAUCGUUGCGUACCUUUUCGCCCUCCUCAUGUUGGUUUAUCAUUAAAGUAUUCCCCCAUCGAUCGGACCCCUUUCUCGUGAAGCGUUCAUUCGAUAAUAUGCAAAUGUUGGAUGAAAUGUUACAUCGUUGCGUUUAUGAUCGUAAAAUAAGCGGCCUGAAACAUCUUUCGGAAGUGGAUUUUAAAAAUGAGGAGGAAGUCGAAUAUGCUGUGGCCAAGUAUUUGGAACGUUUUUCAAAGAUUGCCUCAGAUUCGCUGACCUGUGGCACCAUACUGACAUGGCUGCAAUUGGACAAUAAGGGCAGAAGAUUGCCACUGGCCGAUGAUGAUACGAUGAGAACAAUCAACACCCCCGCUGUGGGUGCGGCAUAUGGUGUGCGCAGAUAUCAGGCUCAGGCCUCAGAUGAAAUUUCCAUUGAAGUUGGAGAUAUGAUAUCUGUCAUAGAUAUGCCCUCGCCGGCCGAAUCGAUUUGGUGGCGAGGCAAGAAGUCGCAUUUACAAAAGUCCCACUACGAAGUUGGAUUCUUUCCACAAUCAUGUGUGGCCACGAUUGGUGAUAAGAUACCAAGACAUUUUCCCAUGCCAGCACCACUUGUGGGCCAGGUUGAAGUAUCGCCAACCAAACCUGUACUACGUAAACAUGGAAAACUUAUUGCCUUCUUUAGAUCAUUUAUCUUAUCGCGACCCUCCAGACGAAGACUUAAACAGAGUGGCAUUUAUCGGGAGCGUGUAUUCUCUUGCGAUCUGUCAGAGCAUCUGCUCAACAGUGGCCAGGAGAUACCAAUGGUUUUGAAAUGUUGUGCCGAAUUCAUCGAGGAACAUGGUAUUGUGGAUGGUAUUUAUCGUCUAUCGGGCAUUACAUCGAAUAUUCAAAAACUGCGUCGGGCAUUCGACGAGGAACGGAUACCAGAUUUGGGUAAUCCAGAAAUGAAACAGGAUAUCCAUGCUGUAAGUUCUUUGCUGAAAAUGUAUUUCCGUGAACUGCCCAAUCCGCUGUGCACCUAUCAGCUGUACGAUAACUUUGUUGAGGCCAUACAAGCAAAAAGUGAAAGCAACGAAAGGCUAAGACUGAUGAAGGAGACGGUAUUGAAACUGCCACCACCCCAUUACAGAACUCUUAAAUAUCUCUCGGAACAUUUAAAUAAAAUUUCCCAAUAUGCGGAACGUACCGGUAUGACAGAUAAAAAUCUAGCCAUUGUUUGGGCACCAAAUUUGUUGCGUUCCCCAGCAUUGGAGUCGGGCGGUGUGGCCGCUCUGCGUGGUGUCGGUGUCCAGGCUGUAGUCACGGAGUAUCUUAUCCGCAAUUGCCAUUUAAUAUUUGAUGCCUUGGAAGAGGCUGCAGUGCGUCUCAGUUACAUUGCUACCCAGGGGGCUGCCUCCUCCAGCACUGCAGCAGCUGAAAAUCGCAUGGAUUCCCUAACCGAUUGCGAAAGUUUAUUGGUCGAACAAAGGGAACACGAUCAAAGCACUGCCUGUGUAGAGCGACCCAAAAGUCUGAGUGCUGGCGGACCCAAACUUAUCAGCUUAGAAGAGGCUCAAGAAAGGCAUUUGAAAUACGAUGGUUUCGACAUGAAACAGUCAAUGCCCAUUAACAUGAUAUCUAGUGUAAAUUCAGGACAAAAUAUUGGCUCAUACAUUGAGGUCGGUGGUGGACCCUCAAGUUUGCCGGACAAAUAUCACACGGUGUUGUCGGUGCCACGUAGCUGGCAAAAACGUAAGACCCACAGCUGGAAGUCGCUGUUUUCACGCAAUCAACGACCCGUCAGCAAUGGAGCAGCCCAUGAUCUGAAAUCUUCCAUUGUGGUAACGGCCCGCAUCGAUGAUGACGAUGAUUCACACUCACCACCACCCAGACACAAAGAAACGCCGCAAGUAACCUUUGCCGAUGCCGACUGUAUAAUUGGUGUCAAUGGCAAGCCCUCGAAGAGUGCUCUAAUGAAACGUGAAGAGAAACACAAAUCAAUUGAGCUCUUUGAAACGUCACGCUCCUAUUGCGGCGAACCAAGCAAACCGAUUGAGGUGUGUGUGCGUUCGAAUUCCAUUGAUAGUUUACGUACGGCGGGUCAUUCACGUUCCGUGUCGCAUGAUUCAUACUUUGAUUUAUUGCAGUCGCCACAAAGGGGCAAUGUGACAACGUGUCCUUCAAGAGAACUUUCCGAACUGGGCCUAAACUUUGAUCGUGAGGAACCCGAAAUGCGUAUAUUUUCCGAAAGUGAGUCAUUGGUUAGUUCGCCAAGGGUGGGCAAAGAAAACAUACCGCCCUCAUCGGGCUCCACCUCGCGUCGCAUUAUGCGUGCCCGCCCAGAAGAAUUUUCCAGUCAAACCAAUAGCGUUAAUCCCAGCCCCAAGAAGCAACCACGUCUUAAUCUCUUGUUAUCGCCCAGUUCAGCGGCGGCCGCAGCAUCAGCCUCAACUACCACCGCCAGCACAGCUAGUCCUUCGAAUACCACAACAAAUUGGUCUCAACCUAGUGAAUGCCAUGGCGAAACCUGCCAUGAACACAACAGCGAUGAAAGCUGUUGCAAACGUUACAAAUUGGAAGACCAAUUGUCUGAUAUACAGUAUAUAGACUGUGGUACACCCGAACAUACUGUGGCCAAUCCCCAGACAUUGUAUGCCAGUGUUCAAGUUCAUGCUCCACCACCACCACCAACAUCCAGUCAAACUUCGGCGACAUCCCUCUACGCUGCAGGUUCCACAACGGAAAUUACCACCCCUACCAAACAAAGGCAACAAGUGCCAAUGGAUGCCCAAAAGACUUCGUCUAAUUCUAGUACCCGUUAUAGCUAUCCCUCUGUACAGUUGGGUUCCAAGCGUAAGGAUCAGGAUAAUAAUAAAACAACGGUGGGCAAUUCCAAAGAACGUUUUAGUUUUCCCGGAACGGGGGUGAGCAAUGAACGACGUCUAUCCAGCAAGGAGACCUUUGCCAAGAUGUUAGUCGAAGAAGUGGAGGCUGCGGCAGCAGCUUCAGCUGCCCAGAAGAAGGCAGAAGAAUCUCCACAAAUGAAAACAAGAACUGUUUCCUUUAGUGCCAAUCAAUCGACAAAUUCCAAUAGCUCUUCACCGAAACCAUCCGGUGGACAUCAUCAGCAUCAUCACUUAACAGCCAAACCUCAAUCAUAUGAUCUGCUUAAAGUUAAAAAUCGCAACAGCUAUUGUGUGACGAAUGAUGCUUUGCAACAACAACAACAACUGCUGCGCGAUAUAACCAAAGAAAGUAGUAGAGAUACGCACAAUCAUAAGCUGUCACAAAGUCAUCAUCACACCAAUGAAAUGGAACAAUCGAAGCUGUCUGUGACACCUUCAUCACCCAUACAAAGUCCCCGGUAUUCUUUGCUGGUGGGCGAUACAAGUUCUGAGAAUAGUUCAGCUGUAAAUACACCACAACAUGAUUUGGAUCCGCUAAUGGUGUCAUCAGCAAUGUCUGGCAUAUCAGGCAUUUCGGCUGCCUCCUCGAAUCAAAUGCAACAAAUGCUGUUGGGUGUGGAUACAGGCAGUUAUCUGGGCACCUCUGCUGAGAGUAUAGGAUCAAAUAUAAUCGAAAAACGUGAUAUGCAGGCUUUAAAACGCGAACUAUCCCUUGACCUCAAUCCGGUGGGUGGUUCCAAACUCACAGCAGAAUCUUCAAUACAACGCAAUCAUAAUUUAAUUUCACCCAAUUCCAAUUUCACCGACAACACCAGUCAAUCGGUAACGCCCAGUGAAUAUGGCUAUCAGAAUCUGCAAAGGCAAUUGAGCAUGCAUUCUCUCAUUGAGACCGAUGAAAACUCACCAGCCUAUGAGGAAUAUGAGAACACACCCAGUAAUCUGAAUUCUCCCCUAAAAACCUUAGCUAGUCCAAUUAAAUCCACCAUUAGCAUUACAUAUAAUCUUAAAAGUCCCACAAAGGAGAGACCCAGCUUUAUGAGGCACAAGGAAGACAAACAAUCACAUUCCACCAAACCAUUGCUGGAGACCUCAUUCGAUGAGAACACAGUCUAUGAGCAGGUGAAAUUCUUUAGAAAUUCUGUUACCGAGGUCAAUCAGCUGUUGAGUGAGGAUCGCAAAUAUCCACAAAAAGAACUGGAGAAUUUAGCUGAAGUUGAGGAAUUGAGUGAAAGUGAAAAGGAUUCGACACCAAUCGACACUCACGGUGAUGACAUACAAAUGUCCGAUGAGGAGAAAUUGUUGUAUGAAAAUGUGGAGAUGAGAAAACCGAAUAGUGUCUAUCAGAAUCUGAUGGGUGAAGAGAUGAAGGCCUUGCUCAAAGAGGAAUCAAGCAAUCCGGAUAGCUAUGAAGAUCCCGAGGUGGAAUUGGAUAGUUUGGAUAGCAUUAAGGAUCAAGAAUCCGAGACCAUAGAAAUUGCCAAUACUGCAAGAAGAUCCCCCUCGAAUUUUAGUGUCAAGGAAUUGGCUACCAAAUUUGAAGUCUCACCCGUGGAGCAAAUGCCAGCUUUUGAUUUCUCGGGCAACAGAAGUUCCAUAAGAAAACCUAAUACCUUGAAUACAGCCACACAUCCUGAAAGGUCUUCGAAACAUCACCAACAACAGCAGCAGCAAACGGCUAGCCUAAAACAAAAACUCAACAAAAGCCAACAAAUUACCAGAUCUCUGGAUGAAAAUGCUUUCAUACGUGAAUUUGGCAAUAAAAAUCUACAGGAACUGAAAAGCUCACAACAGCUUACACAACAGUCCGCCAAUGAGGCAGGAAAUCGUAGGAAAAGUUUUGACUUUACCAGACCAAAAACUUUAAAUCCACCCAAAAGACUGCCUGGUAUGCCCAUAACAGAGGAAUAUUGUGCUUCCAAGGCCAACAACGAUAAGACAACGCUUAAGAUUGAUUUACCAAAAGAAAAGAAUUUCAACAACACUCUAGAACAUGACUAUGAAACGGCUGAUUUGAAAAUCACCCCCACAACAGAAAAUCGCAUUUCUCUGAUACAAAAUAAUGUUCAUCCUGAAAAUACUGCCGAUCUUAAUAAUUCCAAUAUUUCAACAUCACCUACCAAUGCCGGCAAUGGAGGAGCCACUACACCUUCCACAAAUCUGAAAGUUUUGUCGGGUGUAAAAUUGGAUCGGGAACGCAUUGAUCGCAUUAAGGAGGAACGGCGUCAACAGUUGACUCAAAAAUAUCAUGCCGACUCUUUUAAAUCAAAAUCUAAAACAGAUUUAAAUCUUACCAAAAAUGAAGAUGAUAAAUUCUCUCCCGACAAUACUUCACUGAGAGUCAAAUCGAAAUCUCGAGCCGACAUGCGUACCCUACAAAAAGACAUGGAUAAUCUGAAAGAAUUUGGUCGUAAUCCUCCCUCAUCAGCGGUAUCCGAAACCACAUUGAAUACUCAACAUCGUGUGCGUAGCAUAUCGGAUGAAAAGAAUCAAAAUAGUUACGAUCAAACGAAUGCCAAUAAUGCCGGCGGUGGUGGUGGCGGUGAUUCAUUUAUUAAACGUUCACAACAUUCUCUAAACAGAGGCAAUACAACGAAACCCACAUCAACAUCGUCAACAGCAUCCAGCGGCGGAAUGACGUCUGCAGAUCAGGAGGAAUUUUCGGCACGAGCUACAGUACAAAAGUUUGAACGUAAGAGUAUGGAUUUUGCAAAUGGAGUUAAUUCCACGACACCAUUGGCAAGGGAACGUUCUUCUGUGAAGACAACACAUGAACUGGGCUCUACCGGACUGUCGCCAGCAGCACGUAAUAGUAUAUCAUCCAACCGUGAAAAAAUCUCACCACAAUUUUCCAUACGUGAUGUUACCGCCAUGUUCGAAUCUCGUUCACAAAAUCAGCAAUAAUUAAGUGGAAAAAUCUAAUGAAACAUUUAGAUGCUAGUUUAAUAGAAUAACCCACUCCAAACUGGGUGGACUAAAACAAAGAAAAUAAAACUCAUCUCAACCAUGGACGUCACACAAUAAUACUAAAAAUAAACAAUUAAAAAAAAAACAAGAAAAUAUUUAUAUUAUAAUAUUUAAACUUAUCAUAAACAAUUUUUUUGUGAACUAAAAAAAUUAUGUUUUAUAUAAGAUGAAAUAACAAAAAUAUUAAUUUAAAAAUGAUAUAGUAUUAAAACAUAAUAUAUUAAAAUACAAAAAAGCAUCACUCUUAACAAAACUAAAAAUCACACAUAUUAACGACAAGAAAGUAAAAAAAAAAAAACAAAUGAUAUUAAUAUUGAAAAAAAAUCUAUAUAUUUAUAUUUCUACUAAACAAAGAAAAAUCAUAAAAAGAUAUAUCCUUCACCCACAAAAAAUAAUGAUAAUAUAAAUAUUGUGGAUUAUAAAAUUUAGUAAAAAACACAAAAACAAUCCAAAGAUGUUUAAAUAUGUGAAAAGAUAAAAUGCAUUUCUUUAUAUACGAAAUUCUAUUAGAAAGUUUAUAACACAUGGGUUGGAUUUAGCUGAGAGUCUAAGCCAAGACAUUUAGUCAUUUGUUUGCCACAGAGAGCGUGAUAAGCAUUCCAGCUUAGAAAAAAUCAAUGCAUUUUCUUUAAGUUAGCUGCCUUGAAACCUAUAGCAAUUUUAAAUUAACCGAAUCUGAA